This is a messenger RNA of Prunus armeniaca (apricot), 249 nucleotides long. The record is from the annotation of a GenBank genome assembly. NCBI's taxonomy places the organism in Eukaryota, Viridiplantae, Streptophyta, Magnoliopsida, Rosales, Rosaceae.
AUGGACACGAAAGCUUCAAGCAAGCAAGCUUACUUAGGCGCAGGCGGGGCCGUUAAUGCUAUCAUUUUGCUUGACAUAUUCCUCUUCCCAAAAUCCAUCUCUACUCCGGGAUUCUCAAAACAGUUGUUCCUGGGGAUCUUUCUCAUUGGGAAAGAUAUCUUGAGGAUAAUACUGGGAGACGAACAAAUCUCAGGGGCUACACAAUUGGGAGGUGCUGCAGUUGCAGCCAUUGCCUGGACACGACUUUGA